Coregonus sp. 'balchen' is the source of this 3721-nucleotide messenger RNA. The record is from the annotation of a GenBank genome assembly. Lineage: Eukaryota; Metazoa; Chordata; Actinopteri; Salmoniformes; Salmonidae.
AUGGAGCUAUUUGCAACAGUUGAUCAGGGGGGUUGCAUUUUGGACAUGUCCCAUCUGAAUCUGGAGAGUUUAAAUUUGGACACUGUCGGUGACGAACGGAGGAGUGACCCAACAACUCUACCUGUAUAACAACCGACUGACAGUGUUUCCCACUUCAGUAUGUCUAUUCUCCAAACUGGAAGUUCUGGAUAUAAGCAACAAUGGAUUAACGGUUCUCUGUGAGGACAUUCAACGUUUGUCAAACCUCAAAACACUCAUAGCCAAGAACAAACGUUUGAACGAAUUUUCGUUCCCAAAUGAAUUUGGGUCCAUGCAGAUAGACACAUUGAACUUCAGUGGGAACAUAUUUGAAGAGGUGCCCAUUCAGUUUCUAAAACUGCAGCGAUUAAAAUAUCUGUCUCUUGGGGGUAACAGACUCAAAGCUAUCCCCAUAGAGAUAGAAAAUGUUACCAGGUAAAAUAGACUACGGAUACAUCAUAGCGGUAACAGAGUUUUAACAAUGUAGACUAACGGUAUUUGUUACAAUGCAACUAACUACCCACACGGCAGUAAACCAUGUAAUUACCAUGUAAUCAUAAGUUUUAUAGCCACUUAAUAUAAAGGCGGACAUUUAACAAACAACUAUCUGUAUACAGCUAUGCAUGACGAAGUGAGGUUGUUGAAACUUAUGAUGAGCUUUAAGCUUGUGAGCUUCUAAGCUCUUAGCUUCUAAUAACCCAUCUUUGGGACACUCAAAUGUGAAUAAAGAAAUUGCAAUAUUGUAGCGUGGUUCGUUCUGCGUUGUGUACUUUUAAUUAGGACACUGCCACAACUGGAAUUCUGAUGGUUGGAUCAUUUUUAUUCGACCUGCACACGAAGAGACAACACACAAUAUGUUAGCCCUUGGUGCAGCCACAGCUCUCGGGCACCUUGCUAGUUGAAGGUCAGGCAAAAGAGAACAAUAAUAGGGUACUAAGUACAGAUAACCCGCGAUGGACCAAACCAAAAUAUACAAAACUUUUACAAUUAGGUGUAUUUACAAUAUAGAUAUAUAAAAAUGUUUGUACACCAAAAAAUAACAUUAGCUAUGCAGCUGUAAUUAAAUAAAGAAAACACAUUUCAUUAUUAUUAACUUAUUAACAUCCCCUCUUGACCUGGCCUACUUGAACUGUCCUUGUGUGCAAUUUGGUGCAUCAUCUAUAAUAAUAAUAAUAUGCCAUUUAGCAGACGCUUUUAUCCAAAGCGACUUACAGUCGUGCGUGCAUACAUUUUUGUGUAUGGGUGGUCCCGGGGAUCGAACCCACUACCUUGGCGUUACAAGCGCCGUGCUCUACCAGCUGAGCUACAGAGGACCACCCAUACACAAGGGAAAUCUAGGGGAACAACAUCACACUACUACCCAAUAUCAAGGUUAUGUUUCCCUUAUCAAAUAUAAUUUACAUUUUAGGCAUUUAGCAAACACUUAUCCAGAACGAGUCAUAGGAGCAAUUAGGGUUUAGUGCCUUGCUCAAUGGCUCAUCGGCAGAUUAUUCAACUAGUCAGCUCAGGGAUUCGAACCAGCGACCUGUCAGUUAGUGGCCCAACACUCUUUAACUGCUAGGCUACUUGCUGCCCUACCUGAUAAUAGCAUGCUCAUAAUAACCAUUAUGCAGUAGUAGGCUAGGAUAUUUAGCUCUGUUGCUGUCUUAAUGAAAUGACUGGGGCUCCAGAACUGCAGCCGUAAUUUCAUGGUGUGCAUGCAGGAACUAGAUAGUGAGGGUUAAGAUAACGGGCAAGUAAGUUAGUAUAAAAUAUUGUUGCUGUAUUCACCCAGAUAGGUUUCACAUGAGCAUGUGGUUCCUGAUUAUGUCCUGCAUGAUGGUACAGGAGCCCAUAGUCUCCUCCAUCUUGUUGCUGCAUUGACACAUCUUUGGAGUCGGCUCAUCAGUGUGGCUUAGCCUGUCUGGCUGGCUGUGUGCCAUGUUACAAAACCAGGUCAUUUGACAUAUUGCCUUGCCACAGUGGGGAACUGGCACCGUGAGAGGAAAAUGGGGGUUUAGGAUUUGUAACAGAGUGAAUAAUGUAUAGAAUAAAGACAGGAUGAAAAGGUCCAUUGGACACCACCCAAAAGCCUAUAGCAGUUUCAGACUGUAUUGUAGCUAAGUUAGCAGCUGUGCUUUGCAUCAUAAGGCCUCCCCUCUUGACCUUUAUCAUAGGAUCUCUCUCUCUCUCUCUCUCUCUCGCUCUCUCUAAAAAGAGAAUACGUUUUACAAUCAGAGUUCUUUUACAAUCAUCUGUUCUCUUCUUCUGUCUCUUCCGUUGACAUACAAUUGUCAAACACUGGAGUUAAAUUCUUAGCUAAGUCUCCCUCUAUCUCCUCUCUCUUUCUUCUAUUGUCAGCUUUAUCAGAGAAAGUUGGCAGGUGUUCUGGAGGUGUUCAAGAGUGUAGAAUGUGCAUGUGUGUAAACUUAUCACAGCGGUUCUCCAAAAACAAACAGAUCACUCAGUCCAAUACAGCUGGUUCUCAGGGAUCUUUGAACCCACAUUCUUCUUCUGGAUUUAGACUCAAACUGUUUGGCCAUUAUUGAUCUUUGAACAUUGUGCAUUAUAUACAAUCCACAUAAUAAUCACAUUUCCUGUUGCUGCAGGAUUAUUUUUAUGCUGUAGAAAACUGGUUCAAAUAAAGAUCCUACAUCUGUAUGUUAAUUUAGCAAUGUUCCCUGUCAUUCCAAGUAUGAAGAAAAACAAUUUUCUCUGAUCUGAUGCAGUCUGAAGAUGUUUUAUUUGGGUGGGAACCUCAUCACCUCCAUCCCCCCAGAGCUGGCCAACCUUCACGGUCUCAGAUACUUGGUCCUUUGUGACAACCGGAUACAGAGUGUACUGCCCCAACUCACCAGGUGAGGGCCAUCCAACACUGACUUUACAUAAUGUGAAAGUUAGUAGCUCGCUCAUGUGACUGACUGUUUUAAAAGAAAACUUGGGUCUCCUGUGUGUCAUAAGACUGUGUUAGCCUCCUGAGCUAAAGCCAUGAUUCACAGCCAUGUCUGAAUAUGUCUGUUUGUAGACUCUACUCUCUGCGCUGCCUCAGUCUCCAUAACAACCUGCUCACCUACCUACCAAGGGAGAUCCUCAGCCUGGUUCACCUGCAGGAGCUCAGUCUCCGCGGCAACCCCUUGGUGGUCCGCUUCAUCAAGGACCUGACUUACGACCCUCCCUCCCUGUUGGAGCUGGCUGGACGGACCAUCAAGUCCCGCAACCUGCCCUACCACCCCAAUUACCUGCCUGGAAACCUGGUGCACUACCUGGACCUGGCCAGCAAGUGUCCCAACCCUAAAUGUACCGGUAAGUGGAGGAGAGGGGACAAGUUUAGGUUACAUACUUAUGUACUAGUAUUUGUGAGUGGAUCAGAGGAGGCUCGUCCAGGGAGGAAGAGGAGGCUGGUCCUCCUCAAUAAUUUGAGGAAAAAUUCAAAUAAAAGAUAUUCAUAAAUCCUCUUUGUAAAUAAAAUCACACCUUGAGAAAUGUCUAUUGCUCUCAUAUUGUUGUGCUACUUGUCUCCUUCCUCUCAGGUGUGUACUUUGACUCGCGUGUGAGGCACAUCAAGUUUGUGGACUUCUGUGGGAAGUAUCGGCUACCCUUCAUGCACUAGCUGUGCUCCCCAGAAUGCACCUCUCCCUGCAGCUCCAACCUGCAGAGCGACGCUGAGUCGGAGGACGAGAAGGGCGUGUCGGCCGGCAGGCUGCAGAGAGUUCUUCUGGGAUAG